AUGGUCUGGCCCACAGUCACCACUGCACUCGAUUACGACUGUGAGGUACAAGAACAACAGGACAUACCGCAGGCCAUACAACUGCUGGGCGAAAUGAACAGUAAUGUCAAACAAGUAACAGACCUUGUCGAGGGCAUGUUGCAACGUGUUAAACGCGGCGAAUUGACCACAGAAUAUGGUUUAAGUUUUUUGGAAGUUAAAUAUCACAUGCUGCUCGACUACCUUAUCAAUUUGACCUAUGUGGUAUUGCGUAAAUGUUCCGGCGAAACAAUUGAAGGUGAUCCAUCAAUAGAACGUUUAAUAGAAAUACGUACAGUGCUGGAAAAAAUACGACCAAUCGAUUAUAAAUUGCGCUAUCAAAUAGAUAAAUUGGUAAAGACCGCUACAACGGGUGUUUCAUCAGCCUCGGAUCCUAUAUUAUAUAAGCCCAAUCCUGAAAAUAUGUUAACUAAUGAUAAUGAUGAAGAUGAAGAGGAUUCGGAGGAAGAAUCCGAAGAAGAAGAGGAUGAAGAUGAUGAGGAAAAGGGUGUUAAACCCAAAAAGGCUGCCACAGCAGGUAAACCGGGUAUUUAUGUGCCGCCCAAGAUUAAGCCGGUCUACUAUGAUGGCGAUGACAAGGCAGAGGAUAAGGAGAAAAUUAUUGAAAGAGCCAAAAAACGUGCCAUAACUUCGUCCAUGUUGCAAGAUUUGAAAGAAGAAUAUUUAGACGCUCCCACAGAAAUCUCUUCAGGCUCUAGGGCCCAACAAAUAUUGUCCAAGGCCCAAAAGGAAAAACAGGAAUAUGAAGAAACCUACCUAACACGUCUACCCGUAACCAAAGCGGAAAAACAUCGUCAACGUAAACUCACUACUUUGGGCACUUUGGGCGAUGAAAUUUUGGGUGAAAUUAAUCGUGAUGCCUCACUACGCGGUGACUCUUUAGGUAGCUCGAGCAAAAAACGCAAAGCUAAGGGUGGUAAGGGCAAAAAGAAAGGUAGUAAAAAACGUAAAUUCCAUUAAACUCUUUGACUUUCUUUUUGUUCCCUUUCUUUGCAAAAAUACACCUAAAACUAAAUUCAUAAGAAUUUUUUAAGGUUUAAUUCAUUAAAAAAAAAGAAUUUUAAAAUUUAACAAAAAAAAUUAUAUAAAAUAAAGAAAAAAACCAUAAUGAUACAAUUUUAAGACAACCAACAAAUAGCAGCAUAAUUCAGUAAAUAUUUCAGCAAAUUUUUAUUUUAAAUUAAGAAAAACAAAAAAAAAAAAAAAAAAGAAACGUUCUGUAUAAACAGUUUAAAAAUGUUAGGAUUUUCAAAAGGGCAGUAAAAAAG
Molecule: messenger RNA, 1307 nt
Organism: Lucilia sericata (common green bottle fly)
Lineage: Eukaryota; Metazoa; Arthropoda; Insecta; Diptera; Calliphoridae
Product: neuroguidin
Biological process (GO): maturation of SSU-rRNA from tricistronic rRNA transcript (SSU-rRNA, 5.8S rRNA, LSU-rRNA)
Cellular component (GO): nucleolus; small-subunit processome
Source: RefSeq, a predicted model, not a curated record